AUGUUUUCGAAAAUCCGUGAGUUUGGAUUGGACCACUGCACCUUACCAAAUCUGAUAGCAAACUCUUGCGCACUGCUACGAUUUCUCUCCUUAAACGUGGAUCCAACUUACAAGAAAAAUAUCCCAAUCCUCUGCAAACUGUGGACUGUCUUCUUAGCCUUGUGCUACUUAUACGUUUAUCUCAUCUCCAUGAUCUGGUUCGUCUUCUUCAAAUGCGCCGAGAACGGCGACCUCAUCAGUGCCACGGUCAUGUUCGCUACAGGCAUGGCCAGUGAGUUGAGUAACAUCAAGCUGUUAUACAUGUUUGUUUAUCGGAAAUAUCUCACAAAUAUGAUAUCUGAAUAUUUGAUUCACGACGCUAAGAAAGUAUCAAAUCACAGAUUCAUGAGUAAUCUGCUGAAAGUGUUGAGGCGUGUUAAGAAAAGAGCCAUGAUAUUUUGGUUAAUAAUUAUGGGUAACGGUGUUGUGUAUAUGGUGAAACCUUUACUGUUGCCGGGGAGACAUUUGAUGGAGGAUAUGGAUUAUCUAUUCGGUCUAGAUCCAAUUCUCGAAACACCGAAUUAUGAAAUUGCUUUCUUUCUAUCCCUUGGGGCGGUAAUUUUCGCUUGUCACGGCACUGCUACCGUAUCAACAUUCCUCAUCAUUGUUUCUGGUUACAUCGAGGCCCAAAUGAUAAGUCUCAGCGAAGAAUUAUUAAACAUUUGGGACGAUGCUCAGGAGUAUUAUGAAAACAUUAUUAACACAGCACCAUGCACUGGUAACUCAGAAGAUCUUAGGAGAAAUAAAGAAAUAAUUUUAAACAAAUAUGUAAAAGAACAUUUACAAGAUAUUGUAGCUAAUCAUGCUGUCUACAUCAAUUUUCGAUUCCAAAUAGAAAAUGUAUUUCGAAGCGCAAUAGCUAUAGGAUUCGGUUUCCUAACUGUAUCGUUGAUAUCAGAAUUUUUCGGUGGCAUUGAAAAUACUUAUUUGGUAUUGCCAUAUGCGAUGGUGCAAGUGAUAAUAGACUGUAUUAUAGGGCAGAAGCUGUCAGAUUCGGGCGAUGUGUUUCAGAAAGCAGUGUAUGAGAGUAAGUGGGAGAACUUCGACGCGACGAAUAUGAAGACUGUGAAGAUGAUACUGAUGAUAUCUCAGAAAGGUAUGACCCUCAGUGUGGGAGGUCUGAAGCCGCUGAACUACUUUUGUCUCAUGAAUGUUUUUAGAAUGAUCUAUUCGACUUAUGCCGCUCUGACAUCGGCCGUAAAACAUUAA
Amyelois transitella is the source of this 1248-nucleotide messenger RNA. RefSeq lists its product as uncharacterized. Gene Ontology annotation, cellular component: plasma membrane. Gene Ontology annotation, molecular function: odorant binding; olfactory receptor activity. Gene Ontology annotation, biological process: sensory perception of smell; detection of chemical stimulus involved in sensory perception of smell. The coding region runs from base 1 to 1248 and encodes 415 amino acids. Lineage: Eukaryota; Metazoa; Arthropoda; Insecta; Lepidoptera; Pyralidae. The transcript is spliced from 4 exons. The record is from RefSeq and is a predicted model, not a curated record.